CCAUUCUCUGCACAACGGAGAUUGCCGAGUGCAUGGGGAAACCAUUCUCUGCACAACACCGGAAAUAGCUCGUUCCUGUCAUGUUACACCAUUGUUCAACAUACAGACCAUGCCUGUCCAUCUGUUGCAAGAAGCCAGUGGUCCUCUAGAAGCUCAGUUGCCUAGUCAUGUUCAGAGAUCUAAGCUUAAAGACUUACAGCUUGGGAUUGAUCAGACAGACAAAUAUUUCCUGGGUUGUGUAAUGCUGGUAUAUCCCCAGACUAAACUUGGAAAUGGACUGGAGUUAUUGAAAGCUGUGAUUGAAGAUACUUCUGAGGAAGAUGCCGAUUGUAAAAUAAAAACCAUCAACACUUUUUUCUUUGGAAAGAUUGCUGAAGAUUGUGGGAGAUUAAUUCAACAAGGAGUUACUCUUGCACUGUGUGGAUUUAACCUAACCAAGUCUCCUUCUGCUAGCAGAGAUGGGAGACACCAUUGUCAGUUAGAAGUCAUGGAAGAAAAUGGAGCAAAUGUUUAUAUUUUAAAUAAAUCCAGUGUUCCACAAACAUCGCGAGUAAGGUCUACAGCAUUUUCACAUAAGUAUCUGUAUACCCCACUUGAUAAACUUAAGGAAGGAACAAUCGUGAACAUAUUUGGUGUUGUGACAUUUUUCAAGCCUCCUUAUAGAAGCAAAGGAACCGAUUUUUGUUCAGUUACAACUAUUGUGGAUCAAUCUGGUGUCAAGCUGAAAUGCCUUCUUUUCAGUGGAAGUCAAGAUAUUCUACCAAAGAUUUACAAAACUGGAGAUAUUGUGCGAUUUCAUAGACUAAAGAUUCAGUAUUUUAACAGUGAGAUUCAAGGCAUUACCAGUUCAGGAUUCUCAGCCCUGGUAUUUGAUGGUACUGUCGGAACUCCACUAUUACCCAGAACCGCGAGUAAAAUUUACACUUUUACAGACGAAGAUCAAAAAACUGUACAUAUGCUACGGGAAUGGGCAGCAAAUCACCUUAACUUUUGUGGGUCAAGAAUAAAGCUCUCGGAAAUUAAACCAGGACAGUUUUUUGACGUGAUCUGUCAGCUUGUUGGAAAGGCAGAGGUUGAUAAGUCGUCAUUUCUUCUAAAGGUGUGGGAUGGUACCAAAUGUGCAUCACCAACUUGGAAAGUCUGUGUAGAACAUGAUGCCCUUGAAGGAGACAGAACUCUUAUCCAUAAACUAGAGAAUUUGACAAUUGAUAUUCUGGUUUAUGACAAUCAUGUGGAAACAGCAAAACUCCUCAAGACUGGAAGUUGUAUUGUGAUUCAUAGUGUACAUGCAAAACUACAUGCAGCAAAUCAAGCAAUCCAAGCACAUGCCUCAUAUCUGGAAUUCCAUCUUCAUGGGGGCACUUGUUAUGGUCGAGGCUUUACUGUUCUUCCAGAAGAUAACAGUGAUGUGCAAGAUCUAAAAAAAUUUCUGGAUUCAGUGGAUCUACAAGACAGUCAGUAUCUGGAUGAUAUGUCACCUCUAGAACUGAAUAGUUUAUAUACAACCUUGUCAGGCCAAGAGUUGCCGCCCUCUGAUGUUCUGGAGACAUGCCAGCAGCUCUCAGUGGCAGGACACACUAAUCAUGAACAAUGGGAAACAACUCCUCUAACCACUGUCAUUAAAAACAAGGCUCCUCAGAAGUAUCGUAUUAGAGCAAGACUGAGGAAAUUUGAACCCAGUAACCUCUAUCAGUCUGUCAAGCUUCACUGCACUAAAUGUACAUCUUUGCAUGAAGUACCCGAUGAAGAUGACAUAAACCUUAUUUUGGAAGAAAGUUCCAAGGAUUCUGCAAUCCCAGAUUCCCAAGAGUCAACAUGGUACCAGUCAGCAGUGUGGAAGACAAGUAAUCAACAAAACAGACUUAUCACUAUCCAUUUUGUUAAAAAAGAUGACAUGCAUCAAAAUCCAGAGGAUGCCUUAAUCAUGAUAGAAGGUGGAACAGUCCAAGAGAUUUGCAAACUUUCAAGACAAUUUAACAGCAUAAUUCCUGUAAAAUCAUGCGAACAGGGAUUAGAAUUCGAUCUUUCCACUCCAUUCCUCAUUCAAGGCAACAGAUGGCACUAUGGGUGCAGAAACUGUUCCAGUUUGAAGAAUCUAGAUGCCCUUUGUUCUAUAGUGCAUGAAACCUCAUGGGAUGCUAGUACAAUAGCAAAAGUUUUGGGUAUUGAGCCAUUAAGUUACGUGUUCGUUAUGCAGUUUACCCUUGAUGAUGGAACAGAAUCACUGAAUGCCUACUUGUGGAAUUAUUCCGAACAGUUUUUUCAGAUUCCUGCUUCAGAGAUAUCCUUCAAUAGUGAGCUUCAGGAAAAAAUGCAAGCAACAAUGGACAAACUGUGCCCCACCAGAAAAAAACUUAGUGAUUAUCCAUGGUUGGAAUGCUGCAUCCGGUCAUAUAAUUCAACAAAUGGAGAAAACGAGAAGAUUUGCUAUGAAAUUUUUGACACUAUAGUGGCAGAAAAAGAUAUUUGAAUUUCUAAUUUACUUAUUUCUAUUUGCCAAUAUCAUGAAAAAUGCACUUCUAUUGCUGAUUUCAUUGUCUGCAUGAUUGUUCACUGUUGCAUGCUAUUGCUAAUAUACAUCUUUAUUUUACACAUGAUUUACUUGGUGCUGAAUACAGUAAUAAUGUUUGCAUAAAUGCAUCAGGGCUCUAGCAGUGUAAUAAUGUUAAAGUAUCAUUUAGAGCAGUAAUGUUCAGCUUUUUUUCUAUUUUUGGGAAUUGGAACUGUCUUUUUACAGCAGCACUUCUCAGCAACUACUUAGCAGCCUCACGUUAAGUGCAUAGUUAAAGAUGAGCUAAUACAUCUGUAAGUGAUGAAGUCUUUACUGAAUAAGAAAUGAUGAACAAUGUAUAAUCUAGUCUGAUUAUAACACUUUCAAUAUUUAUAAAUUGUAAAUCUGUGGAAAUGA
Molecule: messenger RNA, 2908 nt
Organism: Bombina bombina (fire-bellied toad)
Lineage: Eukaryota; Metazoa; Chordata; Amphibia; Anura; Bombinatoridae
Gene: POT1
Product: protection of telomeres 1
Exons: 20
Coding region: 110-2470 (786 amino acids)
Biological process (GO): telomere capping; regulation of telomere maintenance via telomerase
Cellular component (GO): chromosome, telomeric region; nuclear telomere cap complex
Molecular function (GO): G-rich strand telomeric DNA binding; telomerase inhibitor activity
Source: RefSeq, a predicted model, not a curated record